This is a messenger RNA of Ictalurus punctatus (channel catfish), 3482 nucleotides long. It is a transcript of the gene usp22, whose product is annotated as ubiquitin specific peptidase 22. The transcript has 13 exons. Gene Ontology annotation, biological process: protein deubiquitination. NCBI's taxonomy places the organism in Eukaryota, Metazoa, Chordata, Actinopteri, Siluriformes, Ictaluridae. Gene Ontology annotation, molecular function: zinc ion binding; cysteine-type deubiquitinase activity. The record is from RefSeq and is a predicted model, not a curated record. Bases 1121 to 2503 code for a protein of 460 amino acids.
CUUUGUUAAAAACCUUGGUGUCAUUUUUAACUCCACACUGUGCUUUGAUGAGCACAUUAGUGCUGUGAAGACCUGAGCUUAAGCUAUUAAUGAAUCAUUUCUGUUUCUCAUAAUUCAGCCUUGGUGGCAUUAGCCUAUAGUUUAUUUUUUAUUCCAAAUGUGAUCAGGGAAUUUAACAUGUAACAUUUUAAUUAUCUUCUGCUGAAAUGAAUGAAAUGACUUGAAAAAAGAUCCGUUCAUUCUGCUGAACGAGAUUCAAAGAUCAGUCAGUAAACUUCUCACCGCUAAUCUGGGUUUGCCUAGAACCACUGAGUGUUUGCAGUUGCAGUUACCGGUCACAUUCCAUGUUGAUUUUUAAAAUUUAGCUUUUUGUUUUUAAACCGUUGCAUGGACUUGCUCCACAGUAUAUUUAUGAUCUUCUCACCCCGUACACUGCUUCAAGACACCUUCAAUCAUCCGGACAAUUACUGCUCUCAGUUCCUCGUUCACGUUUUAAGGCUUUCUCAAUGGCUGCUCCUGGGCUUUGGAUUAGUCUUCCUCUCCACCUCAGCUCUUCACCGUCCGUUACUGUGUUUAAAUCCUCUUUACAGACUUAUUUGUAUUAUUUCUUUUAAAUGAGGGUGUACAUUUUUCAUUGGUCCUUUUUGGUUUUUUGCUUUCUCUUGUAAUUAGUUUUAAUUCUGUUUUCCAUUUCUUGUACAGCACUUUGGUCUCAACAUCUGUUGUUUUCAAAUGUGCUUUAUAAAGCAAUAAACUAAACUAACCUAAAUGGGUCCAAAGAAACCCUGGAUAAAAGUUGAUUAAAAUGUAAAUGCACGUGAGCAGCGUAAACGUUCACGUGUAUGAUGUGCAGUACUGUUUGAACUGGGGUUUAUUCAGUGUGUAAUCAGUCUGCAGAUUCAUUAUGCCCUCAUUAUGGCAGCAAUAAGUGAGUUCACUUUAAAGUGGUGCUUCAUUGAACAAGGUCCUCUCAUUUGGCAAAUAUGUCUGUCUUUGACGGUCCCCAUCCUCACAUCCGUUCCUUGCUUCCUUGGAGGGAAGAGAAGCUGAGCUGAGAAGUGGGGAAGCGAUACAAGGAAAGGAAACUGGAGAAGCGGAGGCAAAGUCAUGUGUAUGUCACAUGUGUGGGGCUCAUCUGAACCGGCUCCACUCGUGUCUCCACUGCGUCUUCUUCGGCUGCUUCACAAAGAAACACAUCCACGAGCACGCCAAAACCAAGAGACACAACUUGGCUAUAGACCUUCUGUACGGAGGAAUAUACUGUUUUGUGUGCCAAGACUACAUAUACGAUAAAGAUAUGGAACAGAUUGCCAAAGAAGAACAAAGGAAAGCGUGGAAAUUGCAAGGCAUUGGAGAGAAAUAUUCGACGUGGGAGCCUACAAAGCGAGAGCUGGAGCUGCUUCGACACAACCCGAAACGACGGAAGAUCACCGCAAACUGCACCAUAGGUCUGAGGGGUUUGAUAAACCUGGGCAACACAUGCUUUAUGAACUGCAUUGUCCAGGCUCUGACUCACACCCCACUGCUGAGGGACUUCUUCCUGUCCGACAGACACAAGUGUGAGAUGCAGGCCAACUCCUGCCUUGUGUGUGAGAUGUCCCAGCUUUUUCAGGAGUUCUACUCGGGCCAUCGCUCUCCCCACAUUCCCUUUCGGCUGCUGCACCUGGUGUGGACACACGCACGUCACCUGGCUGGCUAUGAGCAGCAGGAUGCACACGAGUUCCUCAUCGCAGCACUGGACGUGCUACAUCGCCACUGCAAAGGGGAUGACAACGGGAAGAAGGCCAACAACCCGAAUCACUGCAACUGCAUCAUUGACCAAAUCUUUACCGGAGGCUUGCAGUCAGAUGUCACAUGUCAAGUCUGCCAUGGUGUAUCAACAACAAUAGACCCCUUCUGGGACAUCAGUUUAGACCUUCCGGGUUCGUCCACUCCGUUCUGGCCACUCAGUCCUGGCUCUGAUGGGAGCGUGGUGAACGGAGAGAGCCAUCCAAGUGGAGCUACCACACUAACGGACUGCUUACGCAGAUUCACACGACCUGAGCACUUAGGAAGCAGUGCGAAAAUCAAAUGCAGUGGUUGCCAUAGCUACCAGGAGUCCACCAAGCAGCUGACAAUGAAGAGGCUCCCCAUUGUGGCUUGCUUUCACCUCAAAAGGUUUGAGCAUUCCGCAAAGCUCCGAAGGAAAAUCACCACGUAUGUCUCGUUUCCAUUAGAGCUUGAUAUGACUCCCUUCAUGGCCUCCAGUAAAGAGAGCCGGAUGAAUGGACAGUACCAGCAGCCAGUAGAUUCAUUAAACAAUGAUAAUAAGUAUUCUCUCUUUGCUGUAGUGAAUCAUCAGGGCACACUGGAGAGCGGCCAUUACACCACGUUCAUCCGCCAACAUAAGGACCAAUGGUUUAAAUGUGAUGAUGCAAUCAUCACUAAAGCCAGCAUUAAGGACGUGCUGGACAGUGAAGGGUAUCUGCUGUUUUAUCAUAAACAGUUCCUUGAGUAUGAGUAACCCCUAAAAGCAGAUGUUGAAGAUGGACACCUAAAAAGAGAUGGACCAUUAGAGUGAAUGGGAUGGAGAAAGAAAACCAUAAAAGUAAAGAUGGCUGUCAGUCUCGCACAAGUACAGCUGGGAGCAGCAGAAGCAGCAAGAAAGUGCAUAAAUACCAUAAUUAUUCCUCGAGUAAAAUAUUUUGAAUAAGAAAUGAAAACCAAAUGCAUAGCUAACAAGCUGUGUCAGUCCACACUGAGCUACCAAGAUCUAUUUGGGGAGGGGGUAGGAUUGAGUGAGAAGUGAUCGAAGAUGGAGCUCCUUGUCCGUUCAUACACGAAUGGAGAGGACGGAAAGGCCGUUUAUCUAGCUCAGCCUCAGUUUUCUGCCUUUUCCACACUUGAUUAUUCAGCUUUAGUUCAUGAUCCCUUUUCCUUGUGACCUCAGAAUGACCGAGCAUUUCAAUCACCACAGCCAGUGAGGAAUAAUGUUUCUGUUGUUAAGUGUGUUUCUUUUUCUGCAUUAAUUGCCUGAAAGCAAAUAUGAAAGAAAACCAUGUGGUACUAAAGGUUUUGUGGAAAUUGUUGAUAGUUUUUAUCCUCUGUGAAUUCAGUUAUAAAAUACUGUAUACCUGUAAGUCCUGCACAUGUUUCCCCCCGUGUGGAUGGGUGAAAUGAUGGAUUGUAUGAAAAGAGGUGGAGCGUGAAUGUGGUUGGCACAUUGUACACAUUGGUUCUCCUGAUUCUUUCUCACUGCAUUUCUGUGGGGGUUUUUUUGUUUUGUUUUUUUUUGUUUUUUGAUUGAAGGCAGGGAAAUAUUGUGUAUAUAUACGUACAUCUAUUUUUAUAAAGACAUUGGACUCUUGUUUGAAAUACUUUCCCCACCCACAUCCUUGACUUUCUCAAAUCUCUGCUGUUUUUUUUUUGUUGUUAAUUAUUUUUAUUAUUAUUAUUUCAGGAAAUGCAGCUGUCUCUUGACUCCCCCCCCCCCCCCCCCCCCC